UACUACAGGAUACCUGAAGUGACCCUCCAAAAUUGCAGCCUACUCCCUGACGGAUCUGCUGGCUUCCUCCAACUCUCGCCCCCCGCCCCUAGAGGACCAAGGCAAUAAAUAUCCGCCACCAAAGAGAUUCUGGAGGGAGCCAGGCAUGGUGGAUCCGGUAGCGGAUCCUGGCAAGGAAACAUGCCCCGAUCCCGGGGGUGCCGCGGGGGGAGAAGAUUCUGCGGCAGCCGCUACCUCCGCCACGACCGAGGCUGCAGUUCAGCCGCCCGCCCCCCCGCCGGCAGCGGCGCCUCCUCGAAUCGGAGAGCCAGAGAAAAUUCGCGAAGAGUCGCCGAUGCUGCACCUGGAUCUGUACAACUUCGACUGCCCGGAAGCCGAAGGCAGCCGCUACGUGCUCACCAGUCCCCGCUCCCUUGAAGCCUGCGCUCGAAGUGCCGUCAAGCCGGUGGAGCUGCUGCCCCGGCCGCUCAGCGAGCUGAUCAAGGAGGCCCCCGGCAGGUCUAUGCGCGUCGCCGCCGGCCUCUAUGAGGCCUACGAGAUGGAUCGGCAGAGGAAGCUGCAGCAGUGCCGGGAGGAGAGGGAAAGGAUAAUCCGAGAGGAGAAGCGGAGGCUUUUCAUGCCUGUCCUGACCGGAAGCCUGCCUUCCUCCCCAGCUUCCAGGACGGCCUCUAAAAGCACCCUGCCCGAUGGAAGUUGCCCUCCAAGUGGCAAGCCGAAAACGGCUGGAGGCCACCCACCUCCCCCUCUGAGUGGCCCCAAGACCAAGAAAAGCCACUCGCUGGAUUCCCUGCAAAAGAGGAGAGAGGGCUUCUCCACCAAGACCUCCUCUGACUCGGGCGCCUCUUCUUCCUACAGCGGAGAUAGUGGCAAGGACAAAUGGACCCAGGGCUUGCCUAGGACUAAGAACGUGGCCACCAUGACCUCCUUGGUGGGCCGCAGUUUCAGCCUGAGUGACCUCAGCCACUCCCCGCAAACCACCCAGAAAGUGGAGAGGAUUGUCAGAGAAGUGAGGCAGAAGAAAGGUUUCAAGGAGGUGUCUGACAGGGACCGAAAAAUUGCUGCCCUGAUGAUAGCCAAGCACCAAGAGGAGAACCUGUGGAAGGAGCAGCGGUACACUGCCCACCUCCAGUGGGAUGUGCAGAGAAGGGUGGUGGAGCAGAGGAGGGAGCUGGAGGAGCGGGAAAAGCAGCUCGCUUUGGUGCAGGGCCGCCGGAUGUGGGAAACCCGGCUGGAGAAGCGACGUGACAGGCUGACCCAUACCUGGGACGAGGCUGUUCAGAUGAAGCAAAGGCAGACCUUGAUGGAGGAUGAGAAGUGGCGGGAGCACAUGGAAAAGCAGGAGCGCCUGAAGAGAAACAGGCUGGGGAAAGCUGCUCUGGAGGACAAGAAGAGGAAACGCCACCAAGAGCACAACCUGAAGGCUCAGGAAGAAAACAAGAAAGAAGUCCAGGUGCGAGAGGUGCAGCUGCUGCAAGAAAAGCUCACCUUGGCAGCCCAGAAGAAGCUUUUGAAGGAACAGCUGAUACAAAAAGAGAAGAAGCUGCUCAAUCAAGCUGACAAGCAGAAACACGAGACCAUUCUCAAGGGUCUGGCUAAGCAGGAGGCCGAAGAGCGGGCAGUGCUGAGGGCAGCCAUGGAAGGGAGCUUGAGCAAAGCUCAAGAGAAGUAUGAGCAGCUCAUUGAGAAGAGGAACCAGGAACUGAAAGAGAGAGGCAAGCGGGAAGAUCUGCAGAUCCAGAGAGCCAAGCUGGCAGCAGAACGCAAAGACCGGGAGCAAAAGGAGCACUUAAGAGCCUUGGCCCAAGCAUCUGAGAGGAAGCUGCAACAUGCUGCUCAGGUGGUCGAGGAAGUUGCCCAGCAGAAAGCUCGAAAGGUGGUGCAGAACCGGCUGGAAAAGGAGAAGAUGCACAAAGUAAACAAGAAGAAAGUCGACGAGUGUGAAGAUAUCCGCCGGAGGGAGAUCCUGUUGUCUAUUGAGAAAAAGCUGGAGCGAAGUGAACAGAUUUGUAAGGAGAAAAAAAAUGUCUUGGAAAGCGCAAAGUCUGUGGCUCGGGCAUCCUUCCACGUGAGGGAAAAAGUCCGGGAAGAGAUGAACAUGCGUACUUUUGACAAGAUGGCCUUUGAGGCAGAACUGCAGGCCACCCUAGUUAAAAAAUAAAUUGUCUUUUUUGUUUGGGAUUCGGUGGGGAUUUCUGUUUUGCUGCCUAUUGUCAGAAUUGGGAGAUUUUUUUAAAAAAAAAAACUUCAUUAUUUUGUGGAGCACAAAAACUCAGGCAUAUACUUCAUAGACCUUUUUCAAAUGCUCUUGUUAUACAUAUUCAAAAAGCUAUUUCAACUGUCUAUAGAAAGAAAAUAUGAAUCCCUCCCUCUGUUGACUAAAAUACUGUUUUCAUGGAAUAAAAUCAAGAUACAUACAUUUUAUAUAAUAGAAAUUUGUUCCCCUCCUCAAGGGCCAGUUCGGUUCCCUCAAGUUCAGAGGAAGUAUUAUCAUAUUGAUAUAGCUGGGUCUUAAUUUGAAUGUCACUCGGCAAUGGAACUUUUGGUCUCUUGUAUGUGUCCAUAUUUGAAAAGAAUUUAUCUGGCCCAUGUGGUGCACUUUAUUUAUCCUUACUGUUGGAAACUCUAGGCCUUGUAACAUUUUACUAACAAACUGAAGUUCUGAUUCAUGACAUGAAAGCAUGUGGAAAAACUUGUUCCAAUAAAAUUGCAAACGCGUAGAAAGUCAUUUACACAGUCCCUUUCAUUGACUAUUAUUUAUUUUAUGUAUUAAUCCAUCUAAUAUGGCUAUCCGUCUCUCCAAAGAAAUUCUGGGUAACAGGAAAAAACAAGGCUUUCCAUUAAAACCAAAUGAAAGCAAAACAAGUGAAGGUCCAAUUUCCAUAAUCACCAGUCACGUGGACCAAUGCCAGACUCCCAUAAUUAAUAUACUGGCUUCAAUAUCUGGAGGAAGACCCAGAUCUUCAUAGUCUACAUUUCUCAAGAUUCACAAUGAAAAGAGUAGGCCUUACAUAUAUUGAUGAGCCAUGAUGACACAGCAGUUAGAGUGCAGUAUUGCAGGCUACUUCUGCGGACUGCCAGCU
Thamnophis sirtalis is the source of this 3080-nucleotide messenger RNA. It is a transcript of the gene CCDC177, whose product is annotated as coiled-coil domain containing 177. The record is from RefSeq and is a predicted model, not a curated record. Lineage: Eukaryota; Metazoa; Chordata; Lepidosauria; Squamata; Natricidae.